Molecule: messenger RNA, 657 nt
Organism: Penicillium macrosclerotiorum
Lineage: Eukaryota; Fungi; Ascomycota; Eurotiomycetes; Eurotiales; Aspergillaceae
Product: WW domain-containing protein
Exons: 4
Coding region: 1-657 (218 amino acids)
Molecular function (GO): protein binding
Source: RefSeq, a predicted model, not a curated record
AUGGCGCAGGAUGCCCCUUCGGAUACGGCUGGUCCGUCUUCGCCUCCACCACGACUCCCGGACGGCUGGCUCCCUCAAUGGGAGGGCGUCCAACGCAAAUGGUAUUAUGUCCAACGAGCCACAGGUAAAUCGCAAUGGGAUAUUCCAACCGAACCGGUCGUUUUGACCCCGUCCACAACGCCGACAUCUAUCGGGACGGGUCCCUCGCAAGCACCACCAUCACGGCAGUCAACACAUAGCCCCCGGGGGUUCCCAACUGGGAAUACAUUGGUGGAGCGGAUGGAAUCGGUGGCGGACAGUGCGAAACUUUCCAGUGCUAUUGGCUCCCACCUUAAUGGACUGCCAGAAAAUCCAACACAAAGCUCCUUGGGAACUCAGGGCUGGCAAUUAAAUCAGAUCAGCUUGCAUGACGGCCUCCCCCAUCCACAGCAAUUUGGAUCUAGUCGCGGCGGGUACGCAUCGCGUGGGGUUUCCCACACCACAAAGGCAGUGGCAGACCGAGCAAGUGCAUACGAACCUGAGUCAUUCUUCCAAGAUAUCGCCGCCACAAUUUGGAUCUUCGGAUUCAUCCCGGCCACUGUUCAGCUCUUACCCGACACCACAGACUAUGAUACAACCACCAGGAGAAUUGGCAUCAAGAUCAGUGCAAUCGCAUAA